Drosophila takahashii is the source of this 3800-nucleotide messenger RNA. It is a transcript of the gene Dyrk3, whose product is annotated as Dual-specificity tyrosine phosphorylation-regulated kinase 3. Gene Ontology annotation, biological process: peptidyl-serine phosphorylation; peptidyl-threonine phosphorylation. Lineage: Eukaryota; Metazoa; Arthropoda; Insecta; Diptera; Drosophilidae. Gene Ontology annotation, cellular component: nucleus; cytoplasm; cytoskeleton. The record is from RefSeq and is a predicted model, not a curated record. Gene Ontology annotation, molecular function: ATP binding; protein serine/threonine/tyrosine kinase activity; protein serine/threonine kinase activity.
AUGGUAUAUUAUACACGGUUAGGACACGGUCACAUUCUGGUCUGGUACUCUUUGUUCGCUCUGAAAAAUUGUGUAUUCAAAUAUAAUUGUACAACGUAUAUUUUUGAAAUGAUUAAAUUUUAAAACUGAGAAAUACCACUUUAUGCAGAACAAUAAUUAAAGUUCAAUGUUAAAUUCAUUUUUAAUCUAACUGUUCGGAGUAUGUGCUUAGCGGUGUGCAAUUUGUCCUACGAAAAUACAGUUUUAAACAUAUAAAACCCAAACAAAACUUGUAAUGGACGACAGCUCCCUAACACCAAUAUAAAAUUUUCGUCGGCAACGAGUGCAAUAAAAUGCUACCAUAAAAAACAAUAAAAAUAUAAAUAAAUGCAUGAUAUGACACACAUUUAAGUCAGCGCCUUUGCAUUUAAAACUUAAGAAAUAUAAUUUUAGCUGGGAUAUAAACUUAUUUUGAUGGAUAGCAAGUCCAUGAAGAUGAAAUUCUGUCAAUGCUUAAUAAGGGCGACGGUAUGGCGAAGAUAAAAUAUAACACAUACACCUGAAAGGACAAAUAUUCAAACUACAAAUCGAUUCGUCUGAAACACUAUUACAUCGAGGAAUUCCGAAAUUAUAAUAUAAUUACGUAUUACAAACGUAUUUGAAUUAUAGAGAGCACAUCGAGAUAAUAUUUCGCUGAAUAUUAAUGCAUACAUACCCUUGUGGGUCAGAUUCAAAGGCUAAUAAACUUAACCAAAAACUAAAGUUUCCAGUACCAAUUACGUCAAAAAGGAAAAAGACAAAUUAAAGUAUUCUCUUUAACUAGUUUGUUCAAUAACAUACAAUAAAUCGAGUACUUUGAGUCCACCCAAAAUAAGAGUAAAACUAUAUGUAUAUUGAUUAAAAGGUUUUAAUUUUUAAAAAUUAAAACAUAAAUAAAAUAAAUAAGCAUAGUCAUCCCACUAUGGUUGGCUCUCAGAAAAAAAAAAAUCAUAUCGAACUAUCUAAAACACAGGCAUCAAGCAAAACUAGCACAUAUACCGGUGAAAGUAAUUUGAACAGUACCCCUUUGGAGAGCAUACAAAUCUCAAAAGCACUUUCGCCUCCCAUAUCCCUACCUCAGCAAAAAAUUCAGAUGAUUAACCAAAAUUCUACUCAGACUGGCAUCACACAAACUAAUUCUCAUAAUUCAAGUAAUCACCCUUGUCGGGGCAGUGGAUUACAAUAUUUCAGUAGUAGUUAUGGAUCAUCGGCAAUGCUUCAUGAUAGUAAAGACGAAUCAGAACCGCAGCUUUCAAAUAAGUUUACCAAAUUUACUGGAGAUGACAAAAAUUUACCCACAUCCGAUGGAUGUGAACUUUCCGAGUCCUUUCAAGCAAUUUCUCUGCCUAAUGUAACGACAUUUUCAAAAAAGACAGAUGUUCCCGGCUUACAUUUAGGUGCUAUUUCAGGCAGUUCUAAAUCAAAAUCGGAAACGGAAUGUGAAUCGCUAGUGUUAUUCAAAGAAACUGCAGUAAUGGAAGAUACUUUCUCAUUUCACGAACAAAUUAUAAUGUCUGGACAACAAAAAAGCGAGCUCCAGGAGAAACCAAAAGUUCUUGUCGUUUCCCCACAACAAGUAAUGAUUUUGUACAUGCAUAAGCUGACUCCCUACGAACGUACGGAAAUACUCACUUAUCCUCAGAUUUAUUUUAUUGGUGCCAAUGCAAAGAAGCGCCCAGGAGUCUACGGCCCAAAUAAUUCUGACUACGAUAAUGAGCAAGGUGCUUAUAUUCAUGUACCGCAUGACCACGUAGCAUAUCGAUAUGAAAUGCUAAAGAUAAUCGGAAAAGGCAGCUUUGGACAGGUGAUUAAGGCGUAUGAUCAUAAGACUCACGAGCAUGUUGCCUUAAAAAUAGUACGCAAUGAAAAGCGGUUUCAUCGACAGGCCCAAGAAGAAAUUCGCAUACUUCAUCAUUUGCGUCGCCACGAUAAAUAUAAUACUAUGAACAUUAUACAUAUGUUUGACUACUUUACAUUUCGCAAUCAUACUUGCAUUACAUUUGAGCUGCUCAGCAUUAAUCUUUACGAAUUAAUUAAGAAAAACGGAUUUAAAGGCUUCAGUUUGCAGUUGGUACGAAAGUUUGCUCACUCUCUUCUUCAAUGUUUGGAUGCGCUUUAUAAAAAUGACAUUAUUCAUUGCGAUAUGAAACCAGAAAAUGUGUUAUUAAAACAACAGGGCCGUUCUGGUAUAAAGGUUAUUGACUUUGGGUCAUCCUGUUUCGAGAAUCAGCGUAUAUACACAUAUAUACAGUCACGCUUUUAUCGAGCUCCAGAAGUAAUUUUGGGGGCGAAAUAUGGCAGAGCUAUCGACAUGUGGUCGUUGGGUUGUAUUCUAGCAGAGCUUCUCUCAGGACACGCAUUGUUUCCUGGUGAAAAUGAAAGCGACCAGUUGGCUUGCAUUAUUGAAGUCUUGGGAAUGCCAAAUAAAAAUAUAUUAGCCAGUUCGAAGAGGUCAAAAUCGUUUUUUAGCCCAAAAGGGUAUCCACGCUAUUGUACUGUUCGAACCAUGUCUGAUGGAAUGGUGGUCCUAAUUGGUGGACAGUCACGUCGAGGUAAACCCCGUGGCCCACCAUGUUCAAAGAGCCUAUCUAAAGCGCUGGAUGGAUGCAAAGAUCCACUCUUUCUAAAUUUUAUACGUGGCUGUUUAGAAUGGGAUGCAGACAAACGAUUGACGCCUUCCGAGGCUUUAAAACAUCCAUGGCUUCGCCGUCGCCUGCCAAGACCACCAAGUAGCUCUAGUGGCUGUGGUGGGGUGAGUGGUGUUAGUGGGAACCAAUCCCCAGUAACAGGACAAAAUAAGAACUUGUCGAACGAAGUAACACCAGCGUCAACGUCUGCGACAUCUAUAUCUUUAACAAUUAAAAGGGAUAACAGCCAUUCCAGUCUUCGUCUUAAACAUGGUGGUGUUACAGAAACGGACUUCAAACUUGCAAAAUGCGUUCCGGAGGGAUCACUUGGUGCCACAAAAGCACCCUUGAUGAACACGGAUAUUUUAGUGGAUAGCUUCAGAAAAACUACUGUUGCGUCACCCCGUUUACCUUCAACGCAUUCGGCUGACUCUGGCGGAAUAAGCGGUCUUAGCACUCUGGACGUCGGGGCAUCUAGAUAUUAUCCGUCUUCACUAUCAUAUUUACCGCAUAUGAAUAAUAAUGAAAAUAACCGACUAUUAAAAUUUUCUGGCUCGUUAAACAGCUCCGCAAACUCAUUGACACAACUGGAACAAGUCACAAACUUAGAUGUUUUGGGAGAAUACUCAGCCUCGACCACACCAAAUUUACCUGCGACAGAUUCUGGCUAUGCGUUUGAUUCAGGUUCAAUGGCCAUAGAUAUUGCACAAGAGUCCUUGGUUAACCUAGCAAGCACGUACGCUAUGGAUAAAUCUAUUGACAUUAUUGGAAAAACAAAUUUGUCGCUUCAUUCUAAUAAGAUAAAAGUACAGUCUAAUGAUAUGUAGCUAAUUUUUGACAAUAUUCAAUACGUCAUGUAAGAGAUUAGAAGCAGUACUUCAUGUUGUUAUCUGAUAAAUUGACAACGCACUGCCAUACAAGUGAUAAACUAAAUAUGUCUUGGCCCUGAUUUCUAUUGCUCUAGUAUUGAAAUCGCACAUGGACAAAAGAGAUCUCACAAAGUAAAAUUAAAAUUAAAUUAAAUUUAUGCAUUUUAAUUACAAAAAGCGUAUACCCGUUAUUUGAGUAAAGCUUAUUGAAAAUGUUAGGAAAUUUUGUUUAAUGUUGCAAACUUAUUUUAUUUCAUAUAAAUAAAAACCAUAAUACAAGAUUGUA